This is a messenger RNA of Micropterus dolomieu (smallmouth bass), 1780 nucleotides long. RefSeq names its product Y-box-binding protein 2-A-like. Bases 81 to 1139 code for a protein of 352 amino acids. Gene Ontology annotation, molecular function: nucleic acid binding. Gene Ontology annotation, cellular component: nucleus. Gene Ontology annotation, biological process: regulation of gene expression. The record is from RefSeq and is a predicted model, not a curated record. Lineage: Eukaryota; Metazoa; Chordata; Actinopteri; Centrarchiformes; Centrarchidae. The transcript is spliced from 9 exons.
AGAAGAAGAAGAAGAAAAGUUUCGGGAAGAGCAGGAGGGAGGGGAUUCCGGAGUGGAAGUGUAGUAAUCCGACAGCGAGCAUGACCGACGCCGAGGCGCAGAGCGCUCCACCAUCGGCACCUGUGGAAGACAAGCCACAGCCUGAGAGGAAAGUCAUAGCCACCUUGGUCCAAGGCACAGUGAAAUGGUUCAAUGUGCGGAAUGGAUAUGGCUUCAUAAACAGGAAUGACACUAAAGAAGAUGUGUUUGUUCACCAGACUGCUAUCAAGAAGAACAAUCCUAGGAAAUUCCUCCGCAGUGUGGGAGAUGGGGAGGUCGUAGAGUUUGACGUGAUUGAAGCAACCAAGGUAAGAAUCAGAGUUGAUUCGAUUGUGUUGCAUAACAGUUGUCUGCUAGUUUUACAUUUCUCAUUCCUGCUCCUCUUUGGUGUCUCUCAGGGCUCAGAAGCAGCCAAUGUAACCGGUCCAGGCGGCGUUCCAGUCAAAGGCAGCCGCUACGCACCCAACAAACGCCGCUUCCGUCGGCGGUUCUUCCCCCGCAGCCCUAGGCCUGGUGAACAGGGCAAACCAGCUGAUGGCGAAGCCCCAGCUGCUGAGGGCGAGGGCGAAGGGGAGAAUGGUGGAACGAGACCUCCGCAGCGGCGCCGUAGGCCCCGCAGACCACGACCGGAUGCACAAGAAGGUGAGGCAGCAGAGCAAAAGAACGACGUAGCAGAGGGCGACCAAACGCAACGGCAGCCACAGCGUAGAUUCUGGCGCCCAUACCGCAGACCGUUCCGCCCUCGCCCGCCUCCUGAUCAGGCUGCAGACGACCAGCAGGCUGCUUCAGAAGAGAGCCAGGAGCAAAGCGUGGUGAAGCAGACGGAGGCAUCCGAGGGCCCCCCCACCAAUGGAGAAGUAGCAGAGGGCCAGAAACCUCGCCGCCAGUCUAGACGCCGCAGGCAAAGGAACUCUGAAUCCUCUACCUUGAAAAACGAUACAGAGAGGUCUGCAUCAGAGCCUGGUACCCCCCCUCCGACCUCAAAACCAGCUGACCUUAAAUCCACGUCAAAAUCACCAAAGGGCUCCCCCAAAACCUCUCCUAAAACAUCGAAAUCACCCGAGGCAGCUGCCACAAUGGUCCCGGCACCGACAGAGUGACUCUAGAGAGAGGACAGUCACGUGACCCUUGGCAAGAGGUCCUAGGGUUGGAGGACUGGACCUAUUUCAGAACACAUGCACUGCUCCCCCUCCCCAUCCUCCAACCCACCCCGUCCUGUCGUCCCUCUUGCCCGCUCCCCUCUCAUCUUGUCUUGUGUUGUCCUGUCUAGACACUGAUGUUUGGAGAGGGAUGAGGUAGGGAAGAAGGGGAUACAGAUGGGUGGUGGGUGCAUUUUUAGAAAUUAUAAGUACAUCUUUAAAGGAAAAAACAGGAAAGAAUGGACAAUCUGCUUGGUAGCCCAGUUAUUCCAACCCCCCUGUAAAUGUUUUGUCUUUAAUUUCCUAGAUGGGACUCAUCAAGUAGUUUAUAGAGGAAUCAGCCUUGAUUUUUGUUCAACUUUUUUAAUUUGGUUGAAGAGGGGGAAAACCAAGCAGGUGUGAGGUUGGUGGUGCAUUAUGGGAGUCAGUUUAGUUCUGUUAUCACCUCAGUAAAUUCAUACUACUCCCUUUGUCUCCUCAGUUGAGGAUAGAUUGCUGAAAAAAAACUUUUGUUUUACUUAUUUGUGUGCUUUUCUUUGGAGGGGAUUAUGUGCAAUGUCAGUACUUAAAAUGCUAAUUAAUAAAUGUUUGCAAAACUGAAA